AUGUCGUCCGAAGCACAAAACAUCUACGACCUUCCUGAGUUCUUCUCGGCCUACAGUACGCUUCCACGCUCACAGGGAGGGCUAUCCUCCGCUCCGGAAUGGCCAGUUCUACGGAGAAUGGUGCUACAAGGUAGUACUCAGCAACUGAACUCCGAUGAGAAAGAAUUGGACGGGAAGAAAGUCCUUGAUCUUGGCUGUGGUUAUGGCUGGUUUUCCAGGUGGGCACGCGAAAGCGGCGCCUCGCACAUCAGAGGGGUUGAUCUCUCUGAGAAAAUGAUCAACCGGGCCAAGGAGUUCGAUGAUGCAGCCGAGAAUAGGCUAUGUGAAAUUGUCUUCGAAACAGGCGAUCUCGAUAAAAUCACCUUCAGGGAUAGCUCGGAGGAGGGCAGAUACGAUCUCGUUUACAGCUCCUUGACAUUCCACUACGUUGAGGAUCUCUCUCGACUUUAUCGCGAGACUUUCGCUUCGUUGAAGCAAGGGGGUAAAUUGGUAUUCUCGGUGGAACACCCCAUUUGCUCAGCUCCAACAAUCCCGGGUCCAGAUUGGACCUCUGUCCAAGAAGGGGGCCAGGAGAAGAAAGUCUGGCCACUGAAUUCUUACAGCGAGGAGGGCUGGCGCUACACAAGUUGGUUGGGUGUAUCGGGUGUCAAAAAGUACCAUCGGACGGUGGAAACAUACGUGACUCUUCUUUUAGAGAACGGCUUCAAGUUGACUGGAUUGAAAGACUGGGUACCUUCGAAAGAAGCUGUAUCGGAGCAUCCGGAGUGGGCAGAUGAAAGACAUCGACCAUAUUUCCUGCUUAUCUCCGCUGAAAAACGGUAA
Messenger RNA from Penicillium manginii, 822 nucleotides. RefSeq names its product class I SAM-dependent methyltransferase. Bases 1 to 822 code for a protein of 273 amino acids. The record is from RefSeq and is a predicted model, not a curated record. Gene Ontology annotation, molecular function: S-adenosylmethionine-dependent methyltransferase activity. NCBI's taxonomy places the organism in Eukaryota, Fungi, Ascomycota, Eurotiomycetes, Eurotiales, Aspergillaceae. The transcript has a single exon.